UGGUCGGUUCUCGGGAUUAGAGGGUGGCCAUUUCCUUCGUGUGUCGUCGGUGAGAGGACCUGUGGUGGGUUGUGGAGUUCGGCUAUCAUGGCGGAAAUAACUCAGGAACGUGUAGAGGAUCGACUUCCCGAAUUACAACAGCUGGAGCGCACUGGACUCUUCAGUGAGGCGGAGAUUAGGGCAGUCAUUAGGAAGACUUUAGAACUAGAAUAUGGAAUACAGCGAAGAAGUCUUUCAAAGGACAGCUUUAUCAGAUAUGUUCAGUAUGAAAUUGAGCUUUUGGAGCUGAUCCAGAAAAGAAGAGCUCGUGUUGGAUAUACAUUUAAGAAGGAUGAGAUUGAGGACCCUAUGAUACGUCGGAUACAGAGUGUCUUCCAACGUGCAUCGAUUAAGUGGAAAGAUGAUGUUAAACUUUGGCUGUCUUUUGUAGUCUUUUGUAGGAAGUGGGCUGCCAACGUUCAACUUAGCAAGUUAUUUUCUUCCUUGUUGGCCUUUCAUUCGAACAAGCCAGGUUUGUGGAUUUUGGCGGCCAAAUGGGAAAUGGAAGACCGCUUUUCUGCAGAAAGUGCAAGACAGCUAUUUCUUCGGGCUCUGCGCUUUCACCCACGUUACCCGAAACUUUAUGAAGAAUACUUUAGGAUGGAGUUGAUGCAUGCUGAAAAAUUGAGGAAGGAAAAACAAGAGUUUGAAAAAGCCGACAUGGAUGUGGGGAAUCUCGAGCAUGCUGAAGAAGUCCUUAAGGGCGAGUUGGCACGGAUCGUCUAUAAGAAUUCUAUAAGUGUAAUUAAAAGUGCAAAAUUUCAUGUGUCACUGCUUUCAAUUGCACAGCUGUUCGACUUUGCCAAAGAUCUGCAAAGAGAAAUUUACAAUGACCUUAAGGCUCUGCACACAGACGACCCCCUUACUUGGGACUAUGUGGCCCGGCAAGAAUUAGUGAUUAAAUCACAGCCAGGAGAAGAGCUGCCUACAACUAAACAAGCCAAAGCGAAGGAGGUGGGCCCCCGGGAAGAGAGGUGCUGUGCUGUGUACGAGGAGGCGGUAAAAACUCUGCCCACAGAGGCUAUGUGGAAGUGUUACAUGAACUUCUGCAUGGAGAGGUUUACUAAGAAGACAAGCAGUCGCCUCCUCAGAAAGAAGAGGCUGGAAAGAACCAUGGCUACAUUCUGGAAGACACAUGAGCUGAAACUUUUACCAGAACUCCAGUACAGGCAGUUGAGCAAGUUGUUGCUGUACCGAGAGUUGUUAAAGGAAUCCCUGGAGGUGGCAGACGCUGGGGUGAAAUUGUUCAGAAAAUCAGAGGAGAUGUGGCACGUGAAGCUGGAGGCCAUGAUUUCGUCAAAGAGCCAGGAGAUAAGCAAGGUUUUUAACCAAGCCUUUGAGUACCUGAAACCCCAGAUUUGUCUUCCAUUGUGGUUUAUUUGGGCACAGUGGAGUGAAGAGGCCGGAAAGCAAGAAGAAGUUGAAAUGAUCUAUAAGAGAGCUGUCUUUCGUCUCCAAGGAGAUGACUCAGCCACUAUGAAGGAAAUGUACCUGGCUUGGGCUUAUCGAAGUGGUGGUUACAAAAAGGCCAGAGAUGUAUUUAAAAGUUUACAGGAAAACCGUCCAUUUUCAGUUGAUUUUUUCAGGAAGAUGAUUGAGUUUGAGAAGGAGCAAGAAUCCUGUAAGAUGGAAAACUUAAGAGAGUAUUAUGAGAGGGCUUUGAGAGAAUUUGGAACUGUCGAUUCUGAUCUCUGGAUGGAUUACAUCAAAGAAGAAUUGAACCACCCACUUGGUAGACCUGAGAACUGCGGACAGCUCUAUUGGCGAGCCAUGAAAAUGUUGCAGGGAGAGUCAGUAGAGCAGUUUAUGUCUAAACAUGCUCUGCAUCAAGCCGGCCGUUUGUGAAAAGAGGAAGAGCACAGUCACCUUUGUGAAAUAGUGCUAUAAGCCCUCUGGGCACAUUUGUUUUAUGCAGUCAUCUGCAGUUUGCCGAGAUGGUGUCUCAUUUUGAGGCCUGCUUUAAUUUUGUUGACGUGUUAAUCUUGAAUUCCAGAAAAGAGAGCUGCUGUUUAAUGGCCAGAAACCAGUUGUUGAGGCCAGACUAUGUAGGUCCUAAAUGUUUUUCAGAAUACAUGGAAAUGAUGUAACUGAUCUUUUACUACACUUGGUCAUGCUUGAGUAGCUCUAAUCUAGACCUCUGUUCAGUUAAAAUGGGGAUGAAAAUACAGUUCUGUUUUCUCCUUAUAGAAGUAUAUGUGGUAUGCAUUUAUUGUAAAAGUAAGGAGGGAAUAGAGUAAUGUUGUAAUCUUGUCAUCUGGACUUAACUCACUGGUAUGAUUUCCUUUGUUAGAAUUGGAUUUAUACUGUUAGGUCAUUUAUUCAUUCAUUCAUUGAGUCCCUGUCAUGGGCAAGAAAGAAGACAAGCUUUUGGGAUGGAAGUGGGGAUGAAAGGAAUAGAGCUGAUGUCCUGAGUUGGUUGAAGCAGCAGAAGAGGAUGCUAGGUAUUAGGGAAAAAGUUGUUCUUUGAGAAGAUUUUAAGAAAUUACAAAAGUGUUUUUGUCUCUGGGACUGAUCUGGAGAGAAAUAAUUACACUGGAGAGACC
Cervus elaphus (red deer) is the source of this 2582-nucleotide messenger RNA. Its product is annotated as U3 small nucleolar RNA-associated protein 6 homolog. Gene Ontology annotation, biological process: maturation of SSU-rRNA from tricistronic rRNA transcript (SSU-rRNA, 5.8S rRNA, LSU-rRNA). The coding region runs from base 88 to 1884 and encodes 598 amino acids. The record is from RefSeq and is a predicted model, not a curated record. Gene Ontology annotation, cellular component: small-subunit processome; Pwp2p-containing subcomplex of 90S preribosome. The transcript has a single exon. Gene Ontology annotation, molecular function: protein binding; snoRNA binding. NCBI's taxonomy places the organism in Eukaryota, Metazoa, Chordata, Mammalia, Artiodactyla, Cervidae.